Chara braunii is the source of this 1207-nucleotide messenger RNA. Lineage: Eukaryota; Viridiplantae; Streptophyta; Charophyceae; Charales; Characeae. The record is from the annotation of a GenBank genome assembly.
GCGGGAUGUCCAUCUGCAACUUCCGUGUCAUGGCAAAUGCCUUUGCACUCACCAUCCUUGUCCGAUUGUGGACUUCCCGUGCCACGUCGGGGCCGAAUGAUUUAAGGAUUUAAAGAUGCGCUUCUUUGAAUCCCAACCGCCGAGAGCUGGACUUGAAUAUUCAUCCAUGGAUGAGGUGAAGUGCGAUGUCAAACACGACUUUGCCAUGUCUGAUUGCCAACUGCAACUCCGCCAUGCUGGAGAUUCUGAUGAGCUCGAGAAUGGAAAGGCCGGUGGGUUGGACACAGACAGGCGCUGCUUCCAGGUCACCAUCUCUCCCAAGGGUGAUGACGAAGAUGAGCCAACUGAGGUGCCAGUCCGGCUUGGCUUCGUUUUUGCACACACGACCAAUUAUCCUGAUGAGCCGCCAUUGUUGAACAUUCGAAGCUUGCAGGGUAUCAAGCAGUCUGAUGCAGAGGAAUUAAAGAUGAAGCUGCAGGAGGAGGCCCAGGAAAAUCUUGGCAUGGCAAUGAUAUUUACUCUAGUUAGUUCCGCUAAGGAAUGGCUGAGGGAAAAAUUUAAUCCAGAGAAUGCAAGCUUGGUUCAGGACGAAGGCGGCCAUGCAGAAGAUGAGGAGGUUGUUAUAGUAGCUCAUGGAUUGCCCGUAACACCAGAAACAUUUUUGGAGUGGAGAGAGCGGUUCGAGGCGGAACAAGCAUUGGCCCGAGCGAAGUUGAUGCCAGAUUCUUCGCUGCUUGAGUCGAAAGUAAACAAAGUAACAGGAAGACAGUACUUUGAGAGCGGCAGGGCAGCAGCCAUUCGCGCCGGAAGGAUCGACCUGGUGGAGGCCGAGGAUGAUGAAGACGUUGAAUUUGACGACUUUGAUGAAGACAUUGACGAAGAUGACAUGCUCGAUCACUAUCUGGCUGAGAAAACCAGUGGACAAUCAUCAUCUGUCGCAGGUUAAGAAGGAUUUUUUCUCUAACACAGUCAUGACCAUGGGCAUUUCUCUCCAUGCUAUAGGAACUUUGCUUUCGCGAAAAAUGCUAGGACAUAGCCCACCGUCUUUCUUCGUCCUAACUGAUUUCUUUACCAUUGCAGCGCUCUCAGCAGAGAGGCUGAGUAGAGUCGUACAUAACACUUUGAGAGACUUAAUGUUGAAGAUUCUGCGUAUGGUUUUUAAAUUGUAAGAGAAAAUUUUAGUAGAAAGAUUUUGCAGCUUUUGAGC